This is a messenger RNA of Neodiprion fabricii, 6248 nucleotides long. RefSeq names its product zinc finger MYM-type protein 4 (gene woc). The record is from RefSeq and is a predicted model, not a curated record. The coding region runs from base 568 to 5544 and encodes 1658 amino acids. Gene Ontology annotation, molecular function: zinc ion binding. NCBI's taxonomy places the organism in Eukaryota, Metazoa, Arthropoda, Insecta, Hymenoptera, Diprionidae. The transcript has 13 exons.
UGUUUCUAAUGGCGAAUUUGGCUCGCAGAAAAAAUGCGCACUGAAUAUAUAUUCCCGAGCCUUGAGCCAACGAAAAAGCUAGAAAUCUGCAUCGAGUGUGCAUUUUUUCUGUAAAUCGAAUUCGCCAUAAAAUAACGCACAUACAAGAUGCUGAAACAAGCGUUGAUUGAAGCCAUUAAAUCUCACCCUCACGGGAGUUUAUUGUCACAUUUUCAGCCUUGUGAUUCCCGGGCUGGUAGCGCCAUCUAUCAUGCCGCCUAUGUUUGGAUGGGGUAGCACACAAACAAAGCCUUAAAAAAUACGUGUGUAAAGUGUCAGUUGAACGGGGUUGGAAUUUGUGCAUUUUAUUUAUUAAAAAGGAAAAAAUCCCAACAAUCAGUGAAUGAUAUUGGCUCCAAACCCUCUGACCAGGAUUGAAUGCGAAGGCACGUGAAUUACAUAUGACUAAAAAAUUUUUGGGAAGAUGUACGAUGGAAUAAUCUUACCGAAGCUUCCCGCUAAUGAGGCUUGAGUCAUUGUUAAAAUACACAUCAAAGUGCAAAACAGAAACCGUGCGAAAUCAUAAUCAUGGAGCAAGACACAGAAGCUGUCUCAGCGACUGACGACUCGAUUGCUCCUAGUUCUACGGAAGUUCAACCAGCAGCUGAGGCACAUGUAAUGGAUGAAAAUGCCGAAACACACGAAAAAGAUGGUCUUACAGGCUUAGAAACAACUCUAGCAGUGGUUGAUGAUAAAAACGAAAACCCUGUACCCCCUAAAAGCUGUGAGACAAAUCUAGAAGAUACUCCUAAAUCUGAUGCAGAUACCGCGUCUGUUCCUAAGCUGGUUGACUCAAUAGAAGACAAUAGAGUGAUUAAGUCAUCUACUGUAACUGACCUAGCGUUCCACAAGAAUGUUGAAUCUAACGAAAAUUCCCUUAGCUUAAAUCCUCUUGACUCGGACUGGAAAGAUACAGAUGUAUCUAUGACAAGUGUGAGUGAAAAUCCAACCUCUGAGGCAGAAGAAUCUACUAUAGUUUGCAAAUCUCCAAAUUUAGAAAAACCAUCAAAGCCAGAGAAGAGAAACUUGGACACAGUAGAGGAGAGUUCAAAACUACAGUCUCCUGAAAAAUCAGAUAAUCCUGACGUAGAAAAUGCUUUAGAUACUUUUGCUGACGACACAGCGAUGGAUGAAAAACCUGACUCCAAAAAGUGUAUGGACAAUAUAGAGGAUAGUUCAAAACCUCCAUCCCCGCAAAAAUCUGACCAUUCUGAUGUAGAAAAGGUUUUAGAUACUUGUGCUGAUGAUCCAGAGAUGGAAAAAGAACCUAAUUCUGAAAAGUGUGUAGAGGUAGAUAUAACAAAACAAAAGGUAUCUGAGCCUGAUGAAUCACUUUGGAAUUUGAAAGUUGGCGGGGGUGUCGAGGCUGAGAAAAAACCUGAAGCUAGUGAAAGUGCUGUGGAAUAUGAUACAAAAAAAUUUGACUCGUUAAAUUCAGAAUCUAGUCUCGAUGGCCAGGAGAAAGAUGCACUGGUAGAAAAGAAUGUGUCUGUCAUAGAGCCUGAGAAUACAGAGUUUGUGCAAAUAUCGCAAGAGGAUAAGCACGACGAGUCUCACAUAGAAAAUCAGUCCAUAGAUAAUGCGGAAGAUCCAUUCGGCGGUGACAAUGAGAACUCGGAACAUCCAGACGACGAUCAUAUGGUGGCUGAUAAUCUUGAUGGGGAAAUUGCUGACCUUCAGAAGCUUGGAGACCAGGCUGAUAACCUCCAGGAUGUAGUUAAAGCUAAGGACAACUUUCAGCCAGACAAAUCUAAAGAUGAUUUGAGCAAUGAAAUGCUGAGUAAAGCUGACAGUGGUGACUCUGUGGCAGAUGUUAUUUCCGAUAAAACUGUUGACGAAAUUGUAAAAGUGCAGAAGUUAGUUACGACUCCUUCGAUUGAGAAUGAGGAUAAAUCGGAGGAGAACAACAAAGAGGCUGUUGAAGAACGAGAUACUGGAGAAGCAGCUGAAAGAAAAGAAAGCCCCGGAGAUGAUGAGAUCCAAAAAGAUGGUAAAGAAGGAGAGAAACUUUUGGCUAAGGCGAGCCUUCCACCUUUAGGGGCCGAAGACAUAUCAUCUGAUGUUCUUCCUGGGCAGGAUGAUGAACUAUGUAUUAUUCCUGAUAGUAUGAAGGUUAUUUUGCCUGGAGGAACAGCAGAGAAGACUAGCGAAGGCGUAGAGAGUCAGAAAAAGCCGGAGGAAGAAUCGGUAGAGAACAAUGCGGUAGAUUCGGAAAAAAUUAUGGAUGACGAUCAAAGUCUGACUAUUGUGAAAAAACCGGUUGUAACCAAGGCGAUAUCUGGACAGUUGGUUCCAAAGAAGGGAAGAAUUGUGACCGUUAAGUCGAAGGGUGGCACACCUUCUUCUGCUGAUGUUAUAAACCUAGAUGACGAUCCACAAAAUUCAGAGUCUGAGGGAAGUAAGCAGAAAGAGAAGUGUAAACAAUGCAAUAAAGAGCAGUCGUGCAAAAUAAAGGUGAAGAUAGGCACAGAGUGCUUCAAUGUUUGCUCAAAGGAAUGUAGGAAUUCAUUUAAGGCAGCUAAUAACAAAGCAACCGAUAUUCCGAGCGAUGGAGUUAACUCAAAACGGGAAAAGAGAUGCGCAGGGUGUCUCUUGAUCGUCGAUGCGAAUGACGAGAAAAAUCUUUCCUGGGAGACAAUGGAAUUCUGCAAUGAGGAAUGCCUGGGCAAAUUCCAAACCAAAUACGGAAGCUAUUGUAGGAAUUGCAAUGGCUCCGUCCAGGCGGUCAGCCUAGGAAAGUACUGUGUACGCUUUGGGUAUGACGUCAGGCAGUUCUGCUGCUCAACAUGCUUAGAGGAAUUCAAAAAAGGAUUAAAGGUAUGCAGCUACUGUCAGAAGGAUAUCAGUUCUGGUACAGAAGGAUUUUUAGCUCCUGUGGGGGAUAAAGGACAGUUUAAAGACUUCUGUACUCAGGAUUGCAUGGAAAAAUAUUCCAGAAUGAGCUCCAGUGAACCUCCAGCAUCAGUGAAAAAGUCUUGCAGUGUUUGCCAACUGGAAAAAAUUGUCCACUGCGAAGUACAAAUUGAUGGAGGGACUCCAGCAGCCAUAUGCAGUGAUCCUUGUUUUGCAGCAUUUAAAUUUGUGAACAAGGUUGACCCAGAUCAAUGUUCGACGUGUAAAAAAUUCUUCCAGUUGUUGAGUAAAAAGAAUUUUGUUGUCUUCUAUGAAGGAGAGGCGCACAUGUUCUGUAACAAGACAUGCCUCAACGUUUUCAUAAUAACUAACAGAAAAAUUGUACCGUGCAAUUGGUGCAAAGUUAAGAAGUACAAUUUCGAUAUGAUAAAGAAGGAACUUAAAUCUGGACAAGUAAUGAUGAUGUGCAGUUUGAAUUGUCUCACCCUUUAUCAAGUUUCCAUUAACGCUGUAUCCGCAAGGAGAAUAAACUGUGACUUUUGUAAAGAGUUUUCACAAGCUCAAUACCAUCUCACGAUGUCAGACGCAACAAUACGAAAUUUCUGCUCCUACAAAUGCGUGAUGAACUUUCAAAGCCAGUACACGAAAUCUCCGAUCACCAUUCCAUCCAGUGACGAUCCGGUACCAACUGGAAAUCCUAAAAGAUCAAUCGCCCAGCAGCGAUCGGUUGUACAACCUAGUCAAAAGCAGCCACCUGACCUCCAGACCAAAAGCUUGCCAAUUAUUUCCUCUGUUACAAGUCUUGCCUCAAUUGCAAACGGGCAAACUUGCAGCCCGACUACACAGCAGAACCAGACCAACAAUAUAGGCACAAAUGUCUCUGUCCAGAGUCAGCCACCUCAAGUCCUUUACACGCAACAAAUCAUAAGUAGACCUGCUAGUCCAACAAAGGUCCACAACAAAGUAACCCAAUGCAAGCCGCUGAUGCACACAAAGGGCGUUUCUGUCCGACCUCACCCCUGCACAAAGUCAACGCAAACCGAUGACACACCACAGAUUUUGAUACCAAUCCCUGUUCCUAUUUACGUUCCGUUUCCGAUGCACAUGUACAGCAUGCCAUUUCCCGUACCUUUUCCAUUUCCUCUACCCAUUCCAGUUCCAAUAUUUAUUCCCACUACUAGAAAUAGCGCCAAAGGCAUAUUCAAGGAGAUAAAGAGAAUACAGGAGAAGAUACCCGCAGAUCCGUUUGAGGCAGAGCUACUGAUGAUGGCGGAAAUGGUUGCAACUGAGAAAAAACGCAACGAGAGUGAUUCAGAUUCCGAGGACGAUAACAGAGACGACGUAGCCGAUGUACCUGCCAACUCGACUAGCGAUGGUUUCAGUCCUGACGGUGUAGAUUCGAGCCAUGCUUUUGGAGAUGACAUGCUUCAAAUGGCAUUAAAAAUGGCUACUGGAGAGCUGGACGAGCCUGCAGUUGAUCUUGAAGCUGCGUUGACCCCAAAUACAAUAACUGCUACACAGGCUCCUCCCCAGCAAGAUUCUACAAUAGACGGAGAUGUUCAACCUGAGAGACUGAUAACUUCAACUCGCGGCCGGAAACGCAUGGUUCCCUAUAAACCACGCUCUACGCCAAGUAAACGUGGUAGAAGAGUGUCUGGGACAAACGAUAUACCCCUAAUGCCUCCUCCGGAGCCGCAGCUGCCCCCGCAACCGAGAAUCAUGGAACCCAUAGAAAAACCAGAUGCCAACAUGGCUCUAAAAUAUACUUUUGGAGUCAAUGCUUGGAGGCAAUGGGUGGUAGGCAAGAACGCUGAAUUAGAGAAGCAAAGUACGCCUGCAAGGAGAGUGAAAUUAUUUAAAACUGAUCUAUUACAAUUGACGGCUGAUGAGUUAAAUUACUCGUUAUGUUUGUUUGUAAAAGAAGUGAGAAAACCGAACGGCGCGGAAUACGCACCUGAUACUAUAUACUAUUUAUGCCUAGGUAUACAACAAUAUCUAUUUGAAAAUAAUCGAAUAGACAACAUAUUUACCGAUUCUUACUACGAAAAGUUCACAGAAUGCUUGAACGACGUUGCUAAGAAAUUCUCUGUGUUAUACAAUGACGCUCAAUACAUUGUAACUAGAGUCGAGGAGGAACAUCUAUGGGAAAGUAAACAGUUGGGAGCUCAUUCCCCUCACGUACUACUUAGCACACUAAUGUUCUUUAAUACGAAGCACUUCAAUCUGGUGACCGUAGAUGAGCACAUGCAGCUAUCGUUUUCACACAUAAUGAAACACUGGAAGCGGAAUCCUGCUGCUCAGCCUGCGGCAGUUGCCGGAAAAGCUCCCGGCUCGCGUAACGUCUUGUUACGUUUUUAUCCCCCACAAUCUGCCUUGGAAGCGAAUUCAAGGAAGAAAAAGGUUUACGAGCAACAAGAAAACGAAGAAAAUCCAUUAAGAUGUCCUGUCAAACUUUACGAGUUCUACUUAUCAAAAUGCCCAGAGAGCGUAAAAACCCGGAACGACGUGUUUUACUUGCUGCCAGAGAGAAGCUGCGUACCAGACAGUCCAGUGUGGUAUUCAACGUCUGCUCUAGCAAAGGAGCACUUAAUCAAGAUGCUUUACCGGGUAAAGAUGGUAAAAGAAAUCAACGUGGCUUUGUUGACCAGUUAACUCUUCCAAUUAAACAUAUUUUAUUUUUAUUAAAAAGCCAAUAAAAUAAUAUUUGUUUUCCAUCGAUAUUAGUUCGAACUAGCUGCUGAAGACUUUUUGCAUGUAGGAUUUGUGUUUGUCCUCAUCCACAUCUUAACAAUUGAUAAGAGCAGUACGCCUAGGGAUGCCGAUUGAAAGAUGUUAUUCAAGAUUAUUAGAACCCAAAAACGAGAUUCUUAAUGUGUAAAUUGUCGGAUGCUAAAAUUUUUGAAAGACAACAAAUAGAUUUGGAAAAAAUUACGUUGCAUCAAAUUUUACUCGAUAAAAAAAUGGUUUCACAGAUAUUAAAAAUUUCGAAAAUUGUACAAUGAUCGUAGCGAAAUUUUUUGACAAAAUGACGCUAGAUUCAUAAAAUUUUGUACAAAAUAGAGUCAUUAGUAAAUAAUUUGAAGUAUAUCAAAUUUAUCAUCAGUUGGGUGCGAUUAGAUAGAAAAAAAAAGAAAUGGAAAUGAGAGGUCGUUUGUGACAAAACAUGACGUGCAGAUAUGUAUUUAUUGUUAUGAAUUUUCACAUCACUGUUGUUGUCCGCAUUGUUCAGACCAGACAUGCCAAGGAUGACUUUGCAUAAUGCCUGUUGUAGUUUACUAUUCGUACAACUUAUUUACCCAUUCACUAUUAUUCACCAUCAUUUUUUACCGUUUAUGGUUUUAAGUCAAACUUAGUCU